UAUUUUGAAUUUUCAUACUUCCUAAUUUUUUCAAGUAACAAUGCAAUGAGUCGAGUCGAUCAGAGUUUGAAUUUAUAAAUGAUGGUUAAUUCUCACGCUGCAAUUAUCAAACGAAGGAGGAUUAGGGUACUGUUAGGAUUAGGGUCUUAUCUGUCUCUUAUCAGAUAUUCUCGAGAUUAAAGAGGAUUAAAAAUUAUACAAAAUAUCAGGAUUUCUCAGUGAGCUCCUAGUUUCCUUGAGCGCUACUAGUGGGCUAGAGUCGUGAGAGACAGCAGCGAAUUGAGAGGUAUUUGACGUUUUAAUAAACGUCAAGCGGGUUAAGAACUUGUUCGUGGUUUGAACGUACUAAACUGCAAACAGUUUGGCACGUACACCAUCAUCUGUAUCUUCUUGUUGAUUUUGAAAUGGCAGAUGGAAACGAAAAGGCAAUUGCAUGCAAUAUUGGUUUUAUUGGCGCUGGAAAUAUGGCUUGGGCAAUUGGAGAGGGUUUAGUGAAGACAGGUGCUGUAUCUUCUACACAGAUCAUUGUAUCAGCACCAACAGAUAAUAAUUUGGGCCGUUGGAGACAAUUAGGGUCAAAAACAAGCUUUGAAAAUGGUGAUGUGAUUAAAAAUUCUGAUGUCAUAAUCCUUGCUAUGAAACCCAAUAAACUAGAUGAAGCAUUAAAUGAUGCAAUAAGAACUCUUCCUCCCAAUGAAGUACACAGCAAGGUUUUUGUGUCCUUACUUGCUGGUGUUAAAGUGGAUGGUGUUCAUAGCAAAGUUAAUGCAGUGGUCCCAAAAAGUCGUGUAGUACGUGUGAUGCCUAAUACACCAGUGGCUGUUGGUGCUGGAGCAUCAAUUUAUUGUCGUGGUCCCACUGCCACAACUGAAGAUUUAAAUUUGGUGAAGAAAAUUUUUAGCUGUGGAGGAAUUUGUGAAGAAGUACCUGAAAAUCUUAUGGAUAGUGCAGGUGCUCUGUGUGGGUGUGGGCCUGCUUUUAUCUACAUAAUGAUUGAAGCUUUGGCAGAUGGAGCAGUGAAAAUGGGAGUUCCUCGAGCAAUGGCUACAAAGUUUGCUGCACAGACUGUGAAAGGAGCAUCUAUGAUGGUUUUGGAAACUGGUAAACAUCCAGGUUUACUGAAAGAUGAGGUCUGUUCACCAGGUGGCACUACUAUAACUGGAGUUCAUGCAAUGGAAAAAUCAGGAGUGAGAAGUGCUUUGAUGGACGCUAUAGAAGCAGCAGCAAAACGAUCAAUUGAACUUGGAAAUAAAUAUUGAUAAGUCAGUAUUUAAAAGAACUUCUUUGUGAAUAGAUCUGAGUGGAGCUAAAUGACUUGGUCAAAUAUUUUAACUGUAGUUAUAGAAUAUAAUUUGUAAAGCUGUGAUAUCUUUGUAAUUUUGAGAAUUGUAUAUAAAAUUGGAUUUGAAUUAAUCAAAUUUUUGGUUCUUUAUAUUUGAUGCAGUUACCCUCUCCAAAACUCUUAUUAGAGUAGGGUUUGUAUACAUUUUGAACAAUGUUAUUACCUCAUUUUUGCGAACUUUGCCCAAUGUUCUGUAUUCUUUUUUUUUUUUUUUCCCUUCAUUUUUGUGCCCUAUAACUAAAAAUACUAUUAAACAAUAAAUUUCGACUAAAGACAUAUGAAAAGUCCCAAAAGAUGGUUAUCCUGUGUACCCUCCUGCCCUCCACACAUGUUUAUUUAUUGUAAGUGGUGCAUCGGAGUGAAGUUACCAAAUUAACUUGAAGCGCUCCAACAGCACAUACGUUUUCGCAAUAUUAUGUUAUGUAAUACAUCACAAUUUCUGCCUUGCACUUCAAAUAUCACUUUACCUCCUAAAUAAACGAAGCGUGAUAUAUAUAUAUAUAGUCUUAAAACGU
Messenger RNA from Gryllus bimaculatus (two-spotted cricket), 1857 nucleotides. Lineage: Eukaryota; Metazoa; Arthropoda; Insecta; Orthoptera; Gryllidae. The record is from the annotation of a GenBank genome assembly.